AGUGGCGGCAAAAAUGGUCGUCUCGUUUAGUUGCUUUAUAAUGAAUCACCAAAGCUAUUUUAUUUAAUUUCAUGAGAGGAUAAAACAUCGUUGUAACCGCAAAUACACAAUGGAGAUGAAUGGACCGCAUAAUAUUUAAUAAUAAUUUUCUUCUGGUAUUAAUUUGACAUGUUGAACUGCCAUCAUCCGAACGACAUGGAUGAAACAGGCGAGUUGAAAAAGGACAAGAGACGUAUUUAUUUCAGUAACUCAAAGAGUAAGGAUGGCGAAGUUAAAAAGAAGAAAGAAAAAAAGGAAAAGUUGCCCAUGGUUGGCCCCAUUGAACUGUUCAAGUUUGCAGAAGGCAAAGAUUUGGCGCUGCUCAUCUUCGGGACACUGAUGUCCAUGACCCAUGGCGUGGUGUUGCCGAUGAUGCUAAUCGUGUUUGGGGACAUGACGGACAGCCUCGUGAGUGAUGCAGCGGCCUCGCUCAUGAACACCAGCCAUCCCAAUUUCACAAUGCCAAACAGCACCUUACAGGCGGACAUGACCACCUUUGCCAUCUAUUACUCCAUCUUGGGCGCUUUGGUGUUGGUGGCCGCCUACAUGCAAGUUGCCUUCUUUACGCUGUCAGCCGGACGGCAGGUCAAACGCAUUCGAAAGCAUUUUUUCCAUAGCAUCAUGCGACAGGACAUCGGCUGGUUUGACGUCAGCGAGACAGGAGAGCUCAACACUCGUCUCACAGAUGACGUCUAUAAGAUCCAAGAAGGUAUUGGAGACAAGGUGGCCAUGCUCAUCCAGUCCUUUACCACCUUCUUCACCUCCGUCAUCAUCGGUUUAGUCAAAGGAUGGAAGCUCACCUUGGUCCUCCUGGCCAUUAGCCCCUUGCUGGGUAUUACGGCGGCACUUUUCAGUAUGGUUCUGACGUCAUUCACCUCUAAAGAGCAGACUGCUUAUGCUAAAGCGGGGGCCGUGGCAGAGGAGGUUCUUUCUUCCAUCAGGACCGUGUUUGCCUUCAGUGGUCAGCAGAGGGAGAUUGACAGGUAUCAUAAGAACCUGCAGGAUGCUAGGAACAUGGGAAUAAAGAAAGCAAUAAGUUCAAACAUCGCUAUGGGCUUCACCUUCUUGGUCAUCUACCUGUCUUAUGCUCUGGCCUUCUGGUACGGGAGUACGCUCAUCCUGAGUGGCGAGUACACUAUCGGGGUUGUACUCACGGUUUUAUUCGCUCUGCUUCUCGGAGUGUUUGCAUUGGGGCAGACCUCACCGAACAUCCAGUCGUUUGCCAGUGCUCGAGGAGCUGCACACAAAGUGUACAGGAUCAUUGAAAAUAAACCGAGCAUCGACAGCUAUUCGGACGGCGGCUUCAAACCUGACGCCAUCACUGGUAACAUACUGUUCAAGAACAUCCACUUUAACUACCCCUCGAGGCCGGACGUCAAAGUAUUAAACAACAUGUCCCUGAGCGUGAAGAGUGGACAGACCAUUGCUUUAGUGGGAAGCAGUGGCUGUGGAAAAAGCACCACCAUCCAGCUGUUGCAGAGGUUCUACGAUCCUCAGGAGGGAACCAUAUUCGUCGAUGACCACGACAUCCGUUCUCUCAAUGUCCGCUACCUGCGAGAGAUGAUCGGAGUGGUGAGUCAAGAGCCCAUCCUUUUUGCCACCACCAUCGCAGAGAACAUCCGAUACGGCCGACCUGACGUGACGCAGCAGGAGAUCGAGCGAGCAACCAAGGAGGCCAACGCCUACGACUUCAUCGUCAACCUUCCUGAUAAGUUUGAGACACUGGUCGGGAAUCGGGGGACUCAGCUGAGUGGAGGACAGAAACAGAGGAUUGCAAUUGCUCGAGCGCUAGUCCGGAACCCCAAAAUCCUUCUGCUGGAUGAAGCAACAUCUGCUCUGGAUGCUGAGAGUGAGACUAUUGUACAGGCGGCACUGGACAAGGUUCGACUGGGUCGUACCACCAUAGUUGUGGCCCAUCGCCUCUCCACUGUCAGAAACGCUGAUAUCAUCGCUGGCUUUCAAAACGGAGCAGUUGUGGAGUUGGGCACCCACAGCCAGCUGAUGGAAAAAAAGGGUGUCUACCACAGUCUGGUCACUAUGCAGACCUUCGAGGAAGCCCAAGAUGAGGAGCAGUAUGGCGACCAGGAGGAAAAGAGCCCGGUAUCAUGCCCGGAUUCCCCUCUGAUUAGGAGAAGGUCCACAAAAACGUCUUUUGCUGGUUCAGAAGGAAAGAAAGAAGAGCAAGAAAAGCUGGUGGACGGCAAGGACAAAACCGAGGAGGAUGAAAAAGUCCCACCCGUGUCGUUCUUAAAAGUCAUGCGUUUCAACCUUCCCGAGUGGCCUUACAUUUUGGUCGGGACGAUCUGCGCUACGAUCAAUGGAGCAAUGCAGCCUUUGUUUGCCAUCCUCUUCUCCAAGAUCAUCACUGUAUUUGCAGAGCCGGAUAUCGAAGUUGUUCGACAGAGAUCUGAAUUCUUUUCACUCAUGUUUGUUGCUAUCGGAGCCGUAUCUUUUUUCUCCAUGUUUCUCCAGGGUUACUGUUUUGGUAAAUCUGGAGAGAUCCUUACUAUGAAACUGAGACUUUCAGCAUUCAAGUCCAUGAUGAGGCAGGAUCUCGGCUGGUUUGAUGACCAUAAAAACAGCAUUGGUGCUCUCACUACAAGGCUGGCCACGGAUGCCGCUCAAGUCCAAGGCGCUACGGGAGUACGUCUGGCUACUCUGGUGCAGAAUCUAGCCAACAUGGGCACAGGUCUGAUUCUGGCCUUUGUGUACGGCUGGGAGCUGACGCUGCUCAUCCUGGCAGUGGUGCCUGCUAUGGCAGUGGCCGGAACGGUGCAGAUGAAGUUGCUAGCCGGGCAAGCUGCCGAGGACAAGAAGGAGCUGGAGAAGGCUGGAAAGAUCGCUACAGAAGCCAUCGACAAUAUUCGCACCGUUGCAUCUCUGACCAGAGAACCCACGUUUGAGUCCCUGUAUCAUGAAAACCUCCGCGUUCCAUACAAAAACUCCCAGAAAAAAGCCAACGUGUACGGCUUUACCUUUGCAUUUUCCCAGGCCAUGAUCUACUUUGCUUACGCAGGAUGUUUCCGGUUUGGAGCUUGGCUCAUUGACAAUAAACGAAUGGACGCAGAGGCAGUUUUCUUGGUGGUUUCGGCGGUUCUGUAUGGCGCCAUGGCUCUCGGAGAAGCCAAUUCCUUCACUCCCAACUACGCAAAGGCCAAAAUGUCUGCUGCACACCUCAUGGUGCUUCUGAACAGAGAACCCGCCAUUGAUAAUCUCUCAGACGAGGGGGAGUCACUGGAAAAAUUUCACGGUAAUGUGCAGUUUGAGAGUGUAAAGUUUAACUACCCCUCACGCCCCGACGUGCCCGUCCUGCGAGGUCUGAAUCUGAAGGUGAAAAAGGGAGAGACGUUGGCCCUGGUGGGGAGCAGCGGCUGUGGGAAAAGCACAACCAUACAACUUCUGGAGAGGUUCUACGACACCUCCAACGGGACAGUGAUGCUCGAUUCCAGGAAUGUGAAAGAGCUGAACAUCCACUGGCUGAGGUCUCAGAUGGGUAUUGUGUCCCAGGAGCCUGUGCUGUUUGACUGUAGCUUGGCUGAAAACAUCGCCUACGGGGACAACAGUCGCACUGUAACCAUGGAGGAGAUCAAGGCGGCUGCUGAGGCCGCCAACAUUCACAGCUUCAUUGAAAACCUGCCAAAGAAGUAUGACACCCAGGCGGGCGAUAAGGGCACCCAGCUGUCAGGUGGUCAGAAACAACGAAUAGCCAUCGCCCGAGCCAUCCUCCGUAACCCCAAACUGUUGCUUCUGGAUGAGGCCACGUCUGCACUCGACGCCGAGAGCGAGAAGGUGGUGCAAGAGGCGUUGGACAAAGCGAGGCAGGGCAGGACGUGCAUCAUUGUAGCCCACCGUCUGUCCACCAUCCAAAACGCAGACCGCAUCGCUGUCUUUCAAGGAGGGGAGGUGGUAGAACAAGGGACACACCAACAGCUCUUAGCCAAAAAGGGCGUUUAUCACAUGCUGGUCACGACCCAAAUGGGUCACGGAAGGGAAUCAGAAUAAUCACAUGAAUUGACUUUAUUUGAACAGGUAUGCAGGCUUUGUAUCACGUUUUUUUUUAAUUAUCAGUAGUGGCUGUUUGUUUGAAUGCACUACCUCAGCAUUGGCAUUUGUGCUGACUUCGCGUCUGUUGGCUGAAGCUCACUGAUUCUGGUCAUCAUCAUCAUCAUCAUCAUCAUCAUCCUCACACAAGUUGCCUUUUAGUCAAAUGGCUUGUUUAGCACGUUUUUGUGCCUUUUCGUUUAGGGCUGUCCAAGCACUGUGCCAGAUUAGACCAAUGUAACAUUACUAGCAUAUUGUACAAUCUGCACUGGAGUUGUACUACUGAUGUUUGCUGACAAAUUGAUGAAUGUGAAGGCAUUAAAAAGUCUGAGUUUGGAGAACUAUAAUGUAAUAUUGAAUGUAUUAAGUAUUGAUUAAAGUUUUGUA
Doryrhamphus excisus (bluestripe pipefish) is the source of this 4467-nucleotide messenger RNA. NCBI's taxonomy places the organism in Eukaryota, Metazoa, Chordata, Actinopteri, Syngnathiformes, Syngnathidae. The record is from RefSeq and is a predicted model, not a curated record.